AUGCACCACACAACUCCAGAGUUUGAGCCAGAGGAGAGCCAGAACGAAAACAUGCACCGAUCAGACAUAACUCCCUCUGAGUACCCCCCCACCCGGCACCCAGUAACCAGCGCUGAGGACAUUAACGAGAUGCAAGAUUUAGCUAUGUAUGAGACCACGAAAGCAGAGAGGCCAAAAGACGGAAAAGAGGACUACAACUGGAUCGCCCUUGGACAUGACCUCGAGAAAUUCGUAGCACAUGGACUCCGCCCAUCCCACCUGCUAGAAGGAGCUAACCCAGCCAGAGCUGAAGAAUGGAUGCGCACAGAAGGAGCUAUCCUUGCCUUGCCACUGGAUGCAGCCUACAAUGAAGAAAACAUGUGCAACUUCCAAACUAAUAUGGAAAUCUUCAUUGAAAGAGCCUUCCCGGACCAAACAAAGUGA
Messenger RNA from Cantharellus anzutake, 423 nucleotides. RefSeq lists its product as uncharacterized. The transcript has a single exon. The record is from RefSeq and is a predicted model, not a curated record. The coding region runs from base 1 to 423 and encodes 140 amino acids. NCBI's taxonomy places the organism in Eukaryota, Fungi, Basidiomycota, Agaricomycetes, Cantharellales, Hydnaceae.